This is a messenger RNA of Scatophagus argus, 2947 nucleotides long. RefSeq names its product inositol hexakisphosphate kinase 2b (gene ip6k2b). The coding region runs from base 427 to 1827 and encodes 466 amino acids. Gene Ontology annotation, biological process: inositol phosphate biosynthetic process; phosphatidylinositol phosphate biosynthetic process. Gene Ontology annotation, molecular function: inositol hexakisphosphate kinase activity. Lineage: Eukaryota; Metazoa; Chordata; Actinopteri; Scatophagidae. Gene Ontology annotation, cellular component: cytoplasm; nucleus. The record is from RefSeq and is a predicted model, not a curated record. The transcript is spliced from 5 exons.
GACUUGUUGGCUGCUCGUGCUGUUUUUCUGGCUUGCGGAUCAGCUUCGUCGUCAGUUUCGGUAAUACUUAGACGACGGGAACAUCGAGAACGAACGUUGCUUGAAAAGGUUUUAAGCUGCUUCACUGAUGCAUAAGUCGCAUUUUAUAACACAUACAAACACGGAGAUUAUCCAGCCAAACGGAGGAAUUUUAUAAUUCGACCUCCGACAAGGAAAAGAAAGGAAAUAAGGGAUUUUGUCGCUGCCUCUGUUCUUCCGGUCCAGCCCUUUGUUUUUCCACCGCUGCGCUCGAACAGGCGACUAGUAGCGCCCCCGUGCGAGCCAACAGAAAAGAGCUCGAAUAUAGGGAGCCAAACGAGCGGCCGAUCUUCUUGCCUCCACAGCGACGUGGGUCCCCUCAGCUCAGUUGUCCGAUGCGGAGUGAGGAUGAGUCCCGCUCUGGAAGCCCUCAUGCAGGCGGACGGGACUCCUUAUCCCGGAAAAGGGGUGAUGCUUGAGCCCUUCGUGCACCAGGUGGGAGGCCACUCCUGUGUGCUACGAUUUGGGGAACAAACAAUCUGCAAGCCCCUCAUCCCCCGGGAGCACCAGUUCUACAAGAGCCUCCCACCAGAGAUGAGGAAGUUCACCCCUCAGUAUAAAGGUGUCGUGUCAGUGAGUUUUGAAGAGGAUGAGGAAGGGAACCUGUGCCUCAUCGCCUACCCCCUCCACAGCGACUCGGGGGACUUGGAAAACAAAGACCCCUCAGCAGACUGCGAGCCUAAGAGCAAGAUGCUAAAGUGGAGCAACAAGAAGCAGACCCCAUUGCUCCUGGAAAAUGACAACUACAGCAAAGAGAGAGCUCGACACAGCCGUAAAGAAGACAAGAUCAUGAGUUACAAUCGUGACGAGAUGCCGCAGCAGCAGCAAGCGGAGGUUCUCUACUUCAGCCUGGAGAAGGGCAACGUGGUGCCACAGAUCAAACACAACCCCUGGAGUCUCAAAUGUCACCAGCAGCACCUGCAAAGGAUGAAGGAGAAUGCAAAGCACCGUAACCAAUACAAAUUUAUCCUUUUGGAAAACCUGACGUGGCGCUACACAGUGCCAUGUGUGUUAGACUUAAAGAUGGGGACUCGCCAACAUGGAGAUGACGCGUCAGAGGAGAAGAAAGCCAAUCAGAUUCGCAAGUGUCAACAGAGCACAUCAGCCUCUAUUGGAGUGCGACUUUGUGGCAUGCAGGUGUACCAGUCAGACUCGGGCCAGCUGAUGUUCAUGAAUAAGUACCACGGCCGUAAGCUGACCCUUGCAGGCUUCAAGGAGGCUCUCUACCAAUUCUUCCACGACGGACGUCGCCUGCGUCGAGAGCUGCUGUCUCCAGUAUUGCGUCGACUCCGGGAAAUGCAAGCUGCCCUGGAGUCCUGUGAAUCGUACCGCUUUUACUCCAGCUCCCUACUCAUCAUCUACGACGGAGACCCUCCCAGGACUCCUAGUAGACACAGACACCGCGGUGGCGAAGACGGUGAUGAGGAUGAGCCAUCCGAUGAAGAGGAGGAGGAAGAUGACGAGGAGGAAGAGGAAGGGGCCUUCAGUUUCCCUCGUUCCUCCUCAGCCGGUAGCAGUGCUACUGGGGCGGGAGGGAGCAGCAACAGUGGCAGCGGUCGCUCCUCUCACAGCACAGGAGACGCCAGCAGCCCCAUGGUGGAUGUGCGCAUGAUUGAUUUUGCUCACACCACCUGUCGGCACUAUGGAGAAGACAGUGUGGUGCAUGAAGGCCAGGACAGUGGUUUCAUCUUUGGCCUCCAGAACCUGAUCACCAUCAUCUCCCAGCUGGAGGAUCACAGUACUGACUGAGGCUGCACUCGAGGCAACGCGGUCUAAAUUUCAACCACGGGAAGAGCUCACUGAGCUGAAACCCUGCUACUCUAUGGUGCAUCGUCCUCACGGCUACGCGGGGGUCUGACCCUUCUGUGCUUGGAGGGAACCUCAGACACCUCGGGGUCAGGAGAAGUACAUGCGGUCGUUCCUGCGCUCUCCCUUACCUGCCAGAGGACAGGGCUGCCUGAGCCCUUACGUGCACUUUUCUCUUUCUGAGACUGCUCCUUUUCUUUGUUAUAAGUGGUAGGAGAUAUGUUGUUUGAGGAGGUGGCCACUCAACAAACACAGGAACUUGUGUAGCAACUGGGGACCCUCCUCUCCUCUGGUACAGACAAGUUUUAAUACUGUUAAGUUCUCUCUGAGAGAGAAAGAGAGAGGCAAGGAUAACUGAAGCUUAAGUGUAGUUGUAGGAGCCUGAUGUGGUGCUUUACCUGUGAUAUAAAAUAAGUUUUGUUUCUUUGGGAUGAAGUUUGAGCUGUCAGUCCCCAACAGCACAGCACAUUAUUAGUGGGGAAGUUAAGUGUACAAGCUGACCUUGGCUGGCUAGGUCCACAGCCUUGUAGCAAAUGGCAACUUAAGCUCCUGAAGAGGACAUUUUGUUUUUCUGUUGGUGUGUCUUCAGACACUUGUUAAUGGACAUGGUUUGUGAGUCCACCAAGCACUUGGAUUUACACUUUUUUUGGUGGAAGAACAAGUUUAUUUAGGUCUAGAAGAAGGGAUUUGCCUUUUUUCAACAGUUGUUCUGUACCUUUUUGCCUAUAAAGGAAAGACUUUUUGCCAAGAGGACAUUAUCCUUGUUUAGUCACCAUCUUUAUUUUUGUCUGAUUUUCUCCUCUUCAUUCCUGAAACUUUGACUAAACAAAGAGAAUAUAUUGAUUAAAAACACUAGCUACAAAGACUAUAUAGAGACUAUUUAUUUGAAAGAAUUGUUUAAAACUUAAAAAAAUGGAAACAGCUACAUUCCAUAUUACCACUCUAAAUGUUCUGUUCUGAUAUUGACUUUGAUUUAUUUUAUUAUUGCAAGAGCCGAUACCUCUCUUGUAAACCUGUGUGUUAACAGUGUCUUGGAAAAUAAAGGCAUUCAUUUGUGGUAAAA